AUGAAUUUCCACUGGCUCCUGAUCGCUACGCUCGGUUUCGCUCCCCACCAACUCCUACUCCCCGAGUUGCGCGCUCACUUACGAUCUCUCUCCUCUUCCCUCAACCUCGAUCCUGCCAUCUACGAAGCACUAGCCCCCCAGAUCAAAUCCAUGGCUCGGAAGUUGGCAAACCCUAAUGGCUCCAUGGGCUUUGUUAUGGUGGUUACGCUUAAAAUCCUGACCAUUGAAUAUGUCGACCAACCGUUUGAUGAUUUGUCCGACUCAAUGGCUUUGCUUGCGAAUGGUAGUAGCAAUGGCGGUUCAACUUCGUCGUCAAUUUCUUUGGACUUCGUGGUUGAGAAAUUGGGGGCAGAGAAAUUUUUCGAAAGGGGAGAUGACGACUUGGGUUCUUGCAGUGUAUGUUUGGAGGAAUUGUCUGGUGGGACUGCGAGUGAGCUCAUUUGGAUGCCGUGCUCUCAUGGCUAUCACCCAUCUUGCAUCCUUCGCUGGUUCAACAUGGAUAAGAAGAUGAUUCCCAACUGCCGAUAUCAACUCCAUGUGGAGUGA
Pyrus x bretschneideri (Chinese white pear) is the source of this 546-nucleotide messenger RNA. RefSeq lists its product as uncharacterized. NCBI's taxonomy places the organism in Eukaryota, Viridiplantae, Streptophyta, Magnoliopsida, Rosales, Rosaceae. The transcript has a single exon. The record is from RefSeq and is a predicted model, not a curated record. The coding region runs from base 1 to 546 and encodes 181 amino acids.